GAACCAGAGACGUCGUCUAUCAGAGCCAGAGCAACAGAGAUCAGAGCAUCGUUGCCAUGGAAGAAGGACGGAGAAGCUGCAGAGUGUGCGUCACCGGCGCCACCGGCUUCAUGGGAUCUUUGCUCGUCAAGAAGCUCCUGGAGAAAGGCCAUGUCGUUCAUGCCACCGUCCGGAAUCCAGGGGAUGAGUUCAAGGUGGGAUUUUUAAGGAACCUAGCCGGCGCCGGCGCCGGCACGAGGCUCUCCCUCUUCUCCGCGGACCUCUACGACGCCCACACCUUCGCGCCGGCCAUCCACGGUUGCGAGUUCGUCUUCCUGGUCGCCAUCCCCUUUCAACACAUCCCUUCCUCUCAGUUCAAGGACAUCGCCGAAGCAACGGUGUCUUCCGUUCGCACCAUUCUGCAGCUAUGCGAGCGAUCGAGGACGGUGAGGCGGGUCAUCUUCACCGGCUCCGUCACCGCGUCGUCCGCCAUGAAGGAAGACGGCUCCGGCUUCAAGGAGGCCAUGGACGAGUCUUGUUGGACUCCCCUCCAUCUUCCCUUCCGUUACUGUGAAGAUUUCGAGAAGGAUUACACUCGUUCAAAGACGCUAUCUGAAAAGGAAAUACUAUCGUACAACGACGAACGGCGAGAGACAUCAAUGGAAGCGGUGACCUUAACUUCCGGCUUGUUUGGAGGCGACACGAUUCUGUCACACUUACCGUUGAGCUCCCAAAUCGUCGUCUCGCCGAUGACCGGCAAUCCGGUGCAUCGCAGGCAGCUAAAGUUUCUCCACGCGUUGCUGGGCUCGGUGCCCGUCGUGCACAUCGACGACGUUUGCGAGGCUCAUGCAUUCUGCAUGGAGCCGCCUUCCAUGGCCGGGAGGUUUCUCUGUGCGGCGGGGUACCCAGCACUGCAACAGAUCGCAGACUAUUAUGCCAAGAAGUUCCCUGAUCAGCUACCAGUGAUCACCAAAGAGGAAGAUGAAGAGGCAGCCAAAGUGUAUGUACCAGGCAAAUCAACUAAGCUGACAGAUUUGGGGUUCAGGUACAAGCACACUGUGGAGCAGAUUUUGGAUGAUAGUUUCGAGAGUGCCACGAGGUUUGGAGUACUCCUCGAUAAAACUACAAGCGAACAAUAUUAGAAACAAAAAAAUUGUACGAGUUGUGGGGUAAUCAUUCCUAGGGUUACUUUAUGCAUGCAACAUCAAUCCCUGUAAGCUCUCCCAAGUUUCGAUGGAGUGAAAUCUAAAAUUUAAAUGGAUGGAAGGGAAGGAUUAAGUCUA
This is a messenger RNA of Zingiber officinale, 1262 nucleotides long. RefSeq names its product putative anthocyanidin reductase. Lineage: Eukaryota; Viridiplantae; Streptophyta; Magnoliopsida; Zingiberales; Zingiberaceae. Gene Ontology annotation, molecular function: oxidoreductase activity, acting on the CH-OH group of donors, NAD or NADP as acceptor. The transcript is spliced from 5 exons. The coding region runs from base 57 to 1121 and encodes 354 amino acids. The record is from RefSeq and is a predicted model, not a curated record.